AUGCUCCCCGGGGGCCCGUUGAAUCAGUACAUCUCUCUGUUUGUGCCCCAGGUUGCACAAGACCUUCUGGCUCGGGCGCUGGACUACUUGACGCUGGGUGCUUCUGAGAAAGACGAACACAUGCUUCUCCAUAAGUCUGCUCAUGCCGUGAAGAACGGCCAGAGCUUCCGUUUCGAUGUGGAUUUUGCUCCUUUUGAGCUGGCAGAACACUACGCCAGCCAGCCUCCGAAAUCGCUAUGGGUCAAGGUGAAAAACACAGAGCCCAUCACCAUGAGAGCUGCCUACUUGGCUGGUCCGUAUGUGUUGUAUGUGGACUGCCGCCCGGACGACUACGACAUUCUGAAAAACGUAUUUGUGACGGCUGACCAGCCCGUGUACGAGCCUCAGCUUCUACCAGGUCAGAGUUUCUAUGUGGAAUUGCUGUGCCAUCAGUAUAAGCCUCAUUAUAGAUGGACCAUAGAUGUUAUUUCUCAGGCGAUCUUUAAUGUUUCUGUGGCUACGAAUUUUGAGGUGUCCAUUGCGGCCAAGAGGGAGUGGCUCUCGGAGUCGAAUGUUCAAGUUGUGCCUCAUCCCUUUGUGCUGGUACUGAUCCACGAUACUCUCGAUCUCUGGAAUAUGCCUGUUCCCGAUACUUCCCGUCCAAUCCACUUGGUGAUUUUGACCCACGGCCUCCACGCCAAUGUCCUGUCGGACAUGUUCUUCUUGAAAGAGCAGAUCGACAAGAGGAUGGGUGACGAGAAUGUCGUUGUGAAGGGAUUCUUUGGCAACGUCUGCAAAACGGAACGAGGCGUUAAAUACUUGGGUUCUCGUGUCGCUGAGUACGUUGUUGACCUUAUCACUGAAAACGAAACACUCAAAGGGAACGUCACAAAGAUCUCGUUUAUUGGCCAUUCCUUAGGAGGACUAGUGCAAACCUUUGCCGUGGCGUACCUUGAGGCUAACUUUCCCUGGUUUUUUCGAAAAGUCCAGCCCAUCAAUUUCAUUACCUUAGCCUCUCCUAUGAUUGGCGUCGUUCACGAAAAUCCCGUAUACAUCAAGUUGGCGCUCUUGGCCGGUGUCGUGGGCAAAUCAGGCCAGGACUUGGGUCUACAGUACACCGAGUCAAACAACAAACCAUUGUUGCUUUUGCUUCCCACCGGCCCUACACAUCGCAUUCUCAAACGUUUCGUUCGCAGAACAGUCUACGCUAAUGCCGUCAAUGACGGUAUUGUUCCGCUUCGAACCUCUGCAUUGCUUUAUCUAGAUUACGACGGGUUGACUGCUCUCGGAAGAGAUACCAAACCGGGAACCACUGGUGAAAUUCCACAGGAGCUUCCUGACAACGAGGAUAGCCAAACACUGGCUCUAAGCGCCAUACUCUCAUACUUCUUGCCUCAAAAGCACCGCAAGAGCGACGCUGGGCAGUACAAUCGUUUCCAAACAACAAGCCAGGAAAACAACAGCAAAGAGGGGACCUUUGGCGGGCUUCCAAAAUCCUCUUUUGUGGAAAGUGCUGCCUCGAUGAUGCUUCCGCCACAGCCUUCGUUAAAAUACAUCACCAACCCAGGGGCACGAGACAACAUCAUCAUGCACGAUAAAGUGUACCAUGACUCGGACUUACCGCCUUUCAGAAUUGACGAUUCAGCGGAGGACGAGAACAAGAGCAUGAUCCAGAAAUUAACCGCAAAGAGCGAGUCCAUCACCAAAUUUGCUAAAACCAAGAAGAUGGAGAGACUCGAGGAGGAAAUCGCUCGUGAAUACCACAAGCUGAUGCUGUGGAGAAAGGUGCUUGUGGAGCUUAAACCGGAUGCUCAUAAUAAUAUCGUCGUUAGAAGGCGGUUUUCCAAUGCCUAUGGGUGGCCUGUGAUUCAACAUUUGAUAGCAAAUCACUUUGACGUUGAUGGCACCACCACGCCGGAGCCCUCUGAAGACGAAAGCAUGGACUUGUCUGAGGAAUCGUCAGCUUUGGGCAGAAUCCUUCUGAGAGACGUCAUCCAAAAGGAAAACGAAGACAUCGAUAGAGAGUCGCUCAACGAGCCUGCGGAACAUGCAUGGAUCAAGGCAGAUGCCGAUUCAGAGUCUAUGUUUGCUGUAGGCCCUGCUGGUCUUCUACUGGAUGUGAGCGAGAUGAUGUGGAAACUCAAGGACCAGUGGGAGAACCGCAGUGUGGACCGCAGCAUCGACGAGGCCACGGCUCUUGAUAGCGACCCGUUUGAGGGCAAGAAGCUGGUUAUGGACAGCUUCAUGUGA
Molecule: messenger RNA, 2229 nt
Organism: Candidozyma duobushaemuli
Lineage: Eukaryota; Fungi; Ascomycota; Pichiomycetes; Serinales; Metschnikowiaceae
Product: putative lipase
Exons: 1
Coding region: 1-2229 (742 amino acids)
Molecular function (GO): monoacylglycerol lipase activity
Source: RefSeq, a predicted model, not a curated record